UUUCUUGUUAAAGUCUAAAUUGAUUUUGAUUUAUCGAUGGAAGAAUCACUGUUAAAAGCAGCAGCCACGAAUGAUUUAAAAUUGCUCAACUUUUGCCUCGAAAACAACAUCUCUAUCAACUCAACAAAUAUGAAUGGAUUGACUGCCCUCCACAUUGCAGCUAAAGAGGGGAAUUUAGAAAUCGUGGAGCAACUUAUCUCCAUGGGAGCAGACAUUAACGCAAAAACCCAGAUGGGGAACACUGCUCUUCACAUUGCUGCUUUGUCAGGCAAAGACCAAGUUGCGGAUUUCCUGAUUGAAAAUAACGCAAAUAUAAAUGCACAGACAAAUAGAGGCUUCACUGCUCUUUACAUGUCAGCCCAGCAGAAUCAUAUUAGCAUUGCAAAGGCUCUACUGUCGGCAGGAGCCAAUCCUUAUUUAUUAGCCGAUGUACUGCCAUCA
Messenger RNA from Octopus sinensis (East Asian common octopus), 441 nucleotides. RefSeq names its product ankyrin-3-like. Gene Ontology annotation, cellular component: cytoskeleton; nucleus; neuron projection. The annotation marks the transcript as partial. The transcript has 5 exons. Lineage: Eukaryota; Metazoa; Mollusca; Cephalopoda; Octopoda; Octopodidae. Gene Ontology annotation, molecular function: cytoskeletal protein binding; transmembrane transporter binding; protein-macromolecule adaptor activity. Gene Ontology annotation, biological process: protein localization to plasma membrane; regulation of transcription by RNA polymerase II. The record is from RefSeq and is a predicted model, not a curated record.